Molecule: messenger RNA, 2253 nt
Organism: Labeo rohita (rohu)
Lineage: Eukaryota; Metazoa; Chordata; Actinopteri; Cypriniformes; Cyprinidae
Product: UDP-glucuronosyltransferase
Exons: 5
Coding region: 251-1843 (530 amino acids)
Molecular function (GO): UDP-glycosyltransferase activity
Source: RefSeq, a predicted model, not a curated record
UUUAUUUAUUUUAACUCUCUUUGGUCAAAGCAGUUACUUUUGUCUUUUUCCAACUGCUACUCACAUUUAAGAAUGAUCCCUAAACUAACAUAUUUAAUUUAAUCACACAGUUGGUUAAUCCUGCAAGGAAUUCACUCAGAAGAACAAAGGCUUAAUCUAAUUUGUUCCAUACUGUGAAGAGGAGAGAUUCGGAGAGAGUCAAGUUACACUAGACAUUGACCACUCGUUGCCAGAACAUAGAGACCCAGCGAUGAAACCGGUUGCAUUUGUGGGGUGCUUAAUGCUCUCCUUUGCAGCUGUGGGAGCGACAAUACAGCCUAGAAAACCUGUUUGGACUGGUUCACUUUUAGUGGUGCCGAUGGAUGGGAGUCACUGGACUGGUGUGAAAGCUGUAGCGGAGGAGAUGGGCCGCAGGGGACACAAAGUGACGGUUGUCAUUCCAGAGGUCAGUGUACUUCUAGGACCUGGAAAACACUACACUACUAGAACAUUUCCGGUUCCGUAUGGAAAGCAACAACUGGAUGAACUCCAAGCUCGGAAUGCUGAGGUAAUGGAGAGUAAGCAGCUACCUUUGUUGGAGAAGAUUAGCACAAGGAUUAGCAACAUGAGAAAAUUUGUGGACCUCCAAAGAGCCACGGCUGAGAGUCUUCUAUUCAACCAAGAGCUGGUGGAAUUCCUGAGGAAGCAGAACUUUGAUGCUGUACUCACCAGCCCAGCUGUACCAACUGGUGCCAUCCUGGCUUAUAACCUCUCCUUACCUGCUGUGUAUAUGUUGAGAGGCUUACCUUGCGGACUAGACUCGACGGCCACGGCCUGUCCAAACCCUCCCUCUUACAUCCCAAGGUUCUUUACAAACAACUCGGACCGUAUGUCUUUUCGCCAACGUGUGUUGAACGUUCUAGUGAGCAUCGUAGAGCCGCUGCUUUGCAGACUGAUAUACUGGUCAACUGAGGAUGUAGCAUCCCGUUUCCUGCAGAGAGAUGUACGUGUGGCGGAGAUCUUGCGCAGUGGAGCCAUAUGGCUGCUGCGGUAUGAUUUCAGCCUGGAGUUUCCUAAACCUUUGAUGCCCAACAUGGUUCUAAUUGGGGGAAUUAACUGUGCCUUGAAAAACCCUCUUACGAAGGAGGUGGAGGAAUUUGUCAAGGGCUCUGGAGAGCAUGGUAUUGUGGUAUUCAGUCUGGGUUCUCUGGUCUCCUCCAUGCCAAAAGAGAAAGCUGCCAUCUUCUUCAAGGCUUUCAGUAUGAUUCCACAAAGGGUUCUUUGGCGGUACACAGGUGAGAUUCCUGACAAUGUCCCAGAAAAUGUCAAGCUGAUGAAGUGGCUUCCACAGAAUGACUUGCUUGGUCACCCCAAAGCAAAAGCCUUUAUCACUCAUGGUGGGACGCAUGGAAUCUAUGAGGGCAUCUGUCAUGGUGUUCCCAUGGUGAUGCUUCCCCUUUUUGGUGACCAGGGUGACAACGUGCACCGCAUGGCAAGUCGAGGGGUGGGAGUGGUACUCAGCAUCCAUGAUAUCACUGCAGAAACACUGGUCGAUGCUCUCAACACCGUUAUUACCGACAACAGCUAUAAGCAAAGAAUGGAGAAGCUGUCGGCCAUACACAAUGACCGUCCCAUGCAGCCACUGGAUCUUGCAGUCUACUGGACAGAGUUUGUUAUGAGACACAAGGGGGCAGACCAUCUGCGACCCGCUGCUCAUGAGCUGAACUGGCUUCAGUACCACAGUCUAGAUGUGAUCGGCUUCCUGCUUUUUAUUGUGCUCAUUGUAACUCUAGCAACAUUGAAAUGCUGUGCACUUUGCUGGAGACGCUGCUGUAGAAAAUCACAGAAGAGGAAGGAAGACUGAUCGUAUAGAGAUCAAAAGUGGUAUUGCUUAUAAAUGCAUACAUUUUCCACAUCUACCGUUAUUUCAGGUUUUCAAUGCCAUCAUCAUGAGAAGCAACCUGACUUCUAUCACCUGACAACUGAGCCAGUGAAAUCUCUCAAAAAGCUGAAGUUUUGUAAAGAGGGAGCACACAUUAAGAUUUUGAAGCAGUUUCAUCUGUAAAGAUUUGUAGUUUACAUGCUUUCAUUUUGAUACCAGUGACCACAGGUCAUCUAGCACAAGUCGUUCAAAGCAACCCACUGUAGGUAGGCUAAAAAAACGCAGGUUCUAGUGCUCUAAAUAUCAAGAGGAAUUCUGGAUAGCGGAAUUAACCUUGGUUAGAUGCUGUGUUUAAUAUGAUACAAAUGAAAGGCUGUGAAACAGAAAUAUAA